Messenger RNA from Solanum tuberosum (potato), 2465 nucleotides. RefSeq names its product probable LRR receptor-like serine/threonine-protein kinase At3g47570. Gene Ontology annotation, molecular function: protein kinase activity; ATP binding. The transcript has 2 exons. Bases 1369 to 2256 code for a protein of 295 amino acids. Lineage: Eukaryota; Viridiplantae; Streptophyta; Magnoliopsida; Solanales; Solanaceae. Gene Ontology annotation, biological process: protein phosphorylation. The record is from RefSeq and is a predicted model, not a curated record.
AGGUCUUCAUUUGGAAGGUAAUACAAUAUUUUCUUACAAGAAAAAUGAAAAUGUUCUUCUGCAGAAGUGGUAACUCAUAUAUUUCCCUAAAUUAAUGACAGGAGAGAUACCAGUGGAGCUCGGUAAUCUGAAGAAACUACAAGCACUAGGAUUAUCAGGGAGUCGGUUUAGUGGUUCUGUCCCUGCAAACAUUUUCAACAUGUCAUCACUGCAGGCCCUAGAUAUUGCACAAAACAAACUUUCAGGUACUCUACCUUCAGAUUUAGGUUGUGCAAUGCCCAACCUAGAAAAAUUCCUUUGUGGAGGAAAUCAUCUUAGUGGUUUUAUCUCUCCUACUAUCUCAAAUUCUUCAAGACUCAGAAUACUUGAGCUCUCAGGCAAUAGUUUCACAGGUUCGAUUCCGGGAUCACUUGGUAAGUUAGAGUACCUUGAGUUUCUGAGCUUGUGGGGGAAUAAUUUUGUCGGCGAUUCAACAUUGAGCUUCCUCACAUCAUUGACAAAGUGUAGGAAGCUAAGAUCACUCUGGUUUGAUAGAAAUCCAUUGGAUGGUGUCUUACCUGCAUCAGUUGGUAAUUUCUCAAACUCACUGCAAACUUUUGGAGGAGAUGGUUGUAAAUUGAAGGGCACCAUUCCUCGAGAAAUUGGUAAUCUUACAGGAGUGACAAGGAUAGAUCUGCAAUACAACGAGUUGACCGGACAUAUUCCAAAUACUGUCCAAGGAAUGUUGAGCCUUCAAGAACUUUACCUACAAAGCAACAAGAUAGAAGGAACCAUACCAGAUGUUAUGUGCAGUUUGAAGAAUCUUGGUGCGUUAGACUUGUCAAGAAAUCGGUUUUCUGGUUCAGUGCCACCAUGCUUAGGGAAUGUUGCUAGUUUGAGGACACUUUAUCUAGCUGUUAAUAGGCUGAAUUCUAGAUUACCUGCAAGCUUGGGGGGCCUUCGUGAUCUCAUAGAAUUCAAUAUUUCAUCAAAUUUAUUGAGUGGAGAAAUUCCCUUUGAGAUUGGAAACUUAAAGGCUGCAACACUCAUUGAUCUAUCAAAAAAUGAUUUUUCUGGUAAGAUUCCUAGCACUCUAGGGGGUCUAGAUAAAUUGAUUAAUCUUUCUUUGGCACAUAAUAGAUUAGAGGGGCCUAUUCCAGAUUCAUUUGGCAAAAUGUUAGCUUUAGAAUUCUUGGAUUUGUGCUAUAACUAUCUUAGUGGUCAAAUUCCGAAGUCAUUAGAAGCUCUUGUGUAUCUCAAAUACAUGAAUUUCUCAUUCAAUAAACUCAGUGGAGAAAUUCUCACUGGUGGUCCUUUUGCUAACAUCACCAGCCAGUCCUUCCUAUUCAAUGAUGCAUUAUGUGGUGACUCUCGGUUAAUCGUGAAACCAUGCCUAACCAAAUCUUCAGAGAAGUUGAGAAGAAAAAUGGUGCUCACAAGUUUAUAUAUUCUAUUAGGAUAGGAUCACUCCUCGCGUUGACUGUUGGAUAUGCGGUGUUAAGAUUGAGAAAGACAAAGAAAAAUGCAAGUCAAGUAGAUGUGUCUUUGGUAAAAGAGCAUGAAAGAAUUUCCUAUUAUGAACUUGAACAGGCAACUGAAGGAUUCAAUGAAAGCAACUUGCUUGGUAGUGGGGGUUUCAGCGCGGUCUACAAAGGGAUACUUAAGGAUGGUACUCUUUUGGCAGCAAAGGUAUUCAAUGUACAAUUGGAGGGUGCAUUCAAAAGUUUUGACAUGGAAUGUGAGAUACUCCGGAACCUUCGCCACAGAAAUCUAACCAAAGUCAUCACCAGCUGCUCCAACCUUGAUUUCAAAGCCCUAGUGCUGGAAUACAUGCCCAAUGGGACACUCAAUAAAUGGUUAUACUCCCACAACUUGUUCUUGAAUUUAUUGCAGAGAUUAGAUAUAAUGAUCGAUGUUGCAUCAGCAAUGGAGUAUCUCCACAAUGGCUAUUCAACACCUGUGGUGCAUUGUGACUUGAAGCCAAGCAAUGUCAUGCUAGAUCAAGAUAUGGUUGGCCAUGUCAGUGAUUUUGGCAUUGCAAAAUUGCUAGGUGCAGGGGAGGCUUCUUUUGUUCAAACAAGGACAAUUGCAACUAUUGGAUAUAUCGCUCCAGAGUAUGGACAAGAUGGAAUAGUAUUCACGAGUUGUGAUGUUUAUAGUUUUGGCAUACUAAUGAUGGAGACGUUCACAAGAAGAAGACCAAGUGAUGAAAUAUUUACAGGAGAAAUGAGCAUACAACGUUGGGUUAGUGAUUCCUUUCCAAGUGGAAUUCAUUAGGUGGUGGAUUCAAAUUUGGUAACGCCAGGGGAAGAACAGAUCGACUUAAAGAUGCAAUGUUUGUUAUCUAUCAUGGAAUUAGCUUUGAGAUGCACUUUAGAUAAACCUGAUGCAAGAAUUAGCAUGAAAGAUGCUCUUUCGACACUUAAAAAGAUUAGGCUCCAACUUGUCAUUAGUUGCUACUAGGUGGAAUAUAGUUGUAGUAUAGC